Messenger RNA from Plasmodium cynomolgi strain B, 588 nucleotides. RefSeq lists its product as hypothetical. The record is from RefSeq and is a predicted model, not a curated record. The annotation marks the transcript as partial. Lineage: Eukaryota; Apicomplexa; Aconoidasida; Haemosporida; Plasmodiidae. The transcript has a single exon.
AUGAAAAGAUAUAUCCUCAUUAACAACACUUUUUGUAACACGAAAAAGGCUAAAGUGGCAUGCCAUUGUGACGGCGAAUUAAACGCUAAAGGAUGCACGACUGUGCCAGUUUUUUUUGACCUUAAUAAAAUUUCUUGCAAAAAGGUGGAAGAUGACAUAGAACAAAAAAAAAAAUUAGAUAGAUUGUAUUUCUUUCACAUAGAAGAAAAUGGAAAGAGAAGAAAAAUAAAUUUUUUGAAUUUCUUCAACGAAUUCGAUGGGAACGACACACCCAGUCGUCACUGCGUCGCGUCGCCGAAUGACGCGGCUACCUGCUCUGCACCCCCCAUCAGCUACUCCUCCAGGGACGAAACCAGCACCAUCAAAAUGAGCAGCCACACACAUGUGGAUCAUAGCAAUAGCCCAAGUAAACAGGAAUCCAUUUUAGUAAAAAGGGAAACCCUCCAUUUCCACACCGUACAAGAUGAAGGAUGUUGUAGAAACAAGAAAUACAAUCACAUAAAAAAUAAGUAUUAUGAACAGAUAAACAGUCUGUUGAAACAGGUACAUAUGAACCAAAUUGCAAGAAGGAACAGCAGCGUCAGUACG